Molecule: messenger RNA, 1452 nt
Organism: Yarrowia lipolytica CLIB122
Lineage: Eukaryota; Fungi; Ascomycota; Dipodascomycetes; Dipodascales
Source: RefSeq, a predicted model, not a curated record
AUGGGUAGCAAAUCCGCCACAAAGGACAUUUCCAAGAUCAAGAAGGCCGACAAAAAGGACUCCAAGAAGGCCGUCAAGGCUACUGAGCCCGCCUCUGAGAGCGGAGCAUCCACCUCCAGUGAUGAGUCUACUUCCAGUGAUGAUUCUUCGGACUCUGAUUCUGACUCUAGCGACUCUGACUCCAGCGGUUCAGAUUCCUCCGACUCUUCUGAUUCGAGCGACUCUGAUUCCAGUGACUCUGACUCUGACUCUGACUCUGAGGAUGAGAAGCCUGUGAAGAAGGAGGAGACCAAGGAAGAGAACGAGUCUUCAUCUUCCGACUCCGAUUCUGACUCGGAUAGCGACUCUUCCUCCUCGUCUUCUGACUCCGAUUCUGAUUCUGAUUCUGAUUCUGACUCCGAUUCCGCGGACGAGAACGAGAAAAAAGAGACUAAGGAGGUCAAGGAGGUCAAGGAGGACAAGAAGGAGGCCAAGAAGGAGGCCAAGAAGGAGGCCAAGAAGGAGGAGUCUUCUGAUUCCGGUUCUUCUGAGUCUUCCGAUUCUGACUCCGAUUCUGACUCUGACUCUGACUCCUCCAGCUCUGACUCCUCCAGCUCUGACUCCGAUUCUGACUCUGACUCCUCCAGCUCUGACUCCGAUUCUGACUCUGACUCAUCCAGUUCUGAUUCUGACUCUGACUCCGAUUCUGAUUCUGAUUCUGACUCCGAUUCUGACUCCGACUCUGAUGACGAGAAGGAGACCAAGAAAGAGACCAAGAAAGAGACCAAGAAAGAGACCAAGAAAGAGACCAAGAAGGAAGAUGCGAAGGAUGUUGAGAUGAAGGAUGCUUCCUCUGAUUCCUCUGAUUCCUCUGAUUCUUCUGAUUCUUCUGAUUCUUCUGAUUCUUCUGAUUCUUCUGAUUCUUCUGAUUCGGACUCGUCUUCUGAUUCGGACUCUUCGUCUUCCGAUUCGGAUUCUUCCUCCGACUCCGACUCUUCGUCUUCCGAUUCGGAUUCUUCCUCCGACUCCGACUCUUCUUCCUCGUCGGACUCUGACUCCUCUGACUCUGACUCGUCUUCUUCGUCGGACUCUGACUCUGAUUCUUCUGAUGAGGAGGAGCAGCCUCCUGCCAAGAAGCGAAAGGCGGAGGAGAUUGAGGUGGAGUCUCUGGUUAUCAAAAAGCCCAAGACUGACUCCCCUGUGGACAACAGCUACGUGGAGGCAACUUUCGAGGAGGAGGGGGGACGAAAGUUCUUCUCUCGAAUCGAUCGAACUAAGAUCUCCUUCGAGGACCAGUCUCUCAUGGACAACACAUACAAGGGCGCCGCCGGAACUUGGGGUGAAAUGGCCAACGACAAGCUGAUGAAGGUCCGAGGAAAGGAUUUCACCAAGGGCAAGAACAAGAUGAAGAAGGGUGCUUACAAGGGAGGAUCCAUCACCAUGUCUUCCGGCAGUUACAAGUUCACCGACUAA